AUGGAUGCCAGAAGCUUGGACGUUCCCCAGAGACUAUUGGUUUCCGAGUCGGCGCGCCUUCACCAAGAAGAAGUUAGAGGGGCUCCGACUGAAGCGCAGGUUUGCACGAGAGAUGGACGGGGCGGCGCGGGAGAGGUAGUUCCUCCCAUUAACUACGUGCUGACGGGCCAUUAUCCUGGGGGAAUCUUCGAGGAGCUUCCUGCUUUGGCACCCGAGCUUCUGCGCUCGCCGAAAGUAAGCGGUCAAUCUUGGGAGAACGUUCUCAAGACGCGCUCGACUCCUGGCAGCGUAAAGAGGCUUCUGAGGGAGCGUCGAGGAGUCGGGGUGACUUCCAUAAUUCCUUCGGAAAGUCAGAGACCUUGGUCGCCGCCUGUCGGGUUCCAGUGUGUUUAUGAGUCUUAUUUUCAAGACGACACAAAGCUCUGGUUUCCGAUUCCUCGGUUAGUUAUGUUGUAUGUGAGGCACCGAGGUGCGGCGAUAAGUCAGUUUCUGAAUGGCUCGUGGCGCACUACGGUCGCCCUGAUGGUCAUGGCUGCUGAGAUCGAUUUCACUCUCAGUGUUCGGGCUUUCGAGGAGCUGACGUCUAUCAACCCGUUAGAUGAAGGCCUCCUGUCGAUUAAGAUGCGGCCGAACUACAACGUGAUCGGGGGACAUCCUAGCAAAAUGCUGGAUUGGCAGAGGUCUUAUUUUUACGUCGAGUCUGACGACUCUGCCUUCGAAGACCCUCCAGACGAAGAUUAUCGAGUGCUAUGGAACACUUUGCACACCGACCAUCCGACUUCGCGCGAGUGUCCGGAGGAUUUUUUGUCGAGUGCGCGUGCAGUAGCGAGACUCGAUCAAGAGCGUUGCGGAAAUAUCUCUUGGGAAAGGAUUUGUCGGUGCGUCGACCAGAUUUUAAAAACUAGGCCUCCCGAGAGUCGGAACGCCGACCCUCCUAACGAAACGGGGAUCGCCAAUACGAGCGAUACGACCCUCCAUCUUCGGGCUCCUUUUCCCAAUGCCACUUCCUCUGUUCCCAAGAAAAGGAAGGGUCAUAAGAGAUCUCGCGAUGAUCCUUCUGUUCGUGAGGACCGUGAGACGGUCCCUGACGAUACGAUUCCUGAUGAGACGGUUGAGCCGUCAAAAAAGAAAAGGAAGAAGAAGCAGUCGAGCGAUCAACAAUCUCUCGCCGGGGGAAGUGUCGAGGCUCGAGAGAUCGAGACUGCUGAUCCCGUGGUUCGGGACAGAUCAACUGACGAGCCGAUUCCUAAUUUGGCCUUAGAGGAUGAUCCUGAAGAUGCCUCCCCUGAAGCUUCGCUUCAGCUGAAGAAGAAAACGAAGAAGGCGAGUGAGCGAGGAGCGGUUCGUCGUCAAGCUUCUUCUGUCGCCGCUGCAAAUGUCGCUGGGGCUUCCACUCCGUCGGCUCCUGGUACGUCGACUGGCGGUGCUCCGGUCAUAAGAAAGACUCCAAGGGUCGAGUUCCCGGACCGCGUCUUGUUCGAGUACGACGGACUGACUCCCCUCAUCUACGCUCCGAACAAGUGCGCAGAACUUGUCAGUCAGAUCAAAUGUGGACCGAAUCCUCUCUCGUCCGUUGCGGACUUGGUCUUCAAGGACGAGUACAUUGAUUUUACUCUUACUAAACUAUUGAAAUACGAUACGACGCUAAAGGAAUCGCUCGCGGAGUCGGAGAGUUUGAAGAGGAAGGUAGCGGCCAAAGGUAGAUUCUACCGCCGAAAGAGGGCGGAAUGGCAAGAGGAGUACGAGAAGAUGGCUGACAAGAGAGAACGAGCGAUUGCUCGAAGAAAGGCUCAAAAAGAGCGGGCUGACGCAGCUGAGGCUGAGCUUUCCAUCGGUCGUUCUACUAUCGAAGCUAUGGAGCUGUGA
Molecule: messenger RNA, 1866 nt
Organism: Brassica napus (rape)
Lineage: Eukaryota; Viridiplantae; Streptophyta; Magnoliopsida; Brassicales; Brassicaceae
Product: meiosis-specific protein ASY2-like
Exons: 4
Coding region: 1-1866 (621 amino acids)
Source: RefSeq, a predicted model, not a curated record